AUGUCGCUACUAUACCCUGCAGAGGUAUACGACAGCGCCAGAGGCAACAACUGCUCCAAGCGGGGCACUUGCACUAAACAGGCUAGGAGCAGGACGUUCCGGCGCAGGCGGCAACAACAGUGCUACAACCACUGCCCACUAACUCGAAACACGCCUAGAGUGUCGCGCAGCCGAGACAGGGGGCAUGCGCAGCAUAACAAGCUCAGUCUUACGGUAUUCUCUACCUGCAUUUGCCGAGACCUAACCGACGUGCAGCCUGUGAUGCGCUUGCACAGCGUCUACGACAGCAUACUCGGGGGCUUCAGUGCGAUCCACCAGACGCAUAGACAGUGUAGCCUCCCGGUUUCCACAUGUAGACAUGCGCGCCUGGCAAAGUCCGUUGCACUCGCCUCCGGCACCGGACGCGGCUUAUCUGCGUGCGGUGGGGUGCAUCGCCUUGUUUCGGCCCUUCACCGCGUUCGCGCCGACACUUGCAAGUAUGCUGAACGUUUGUGGGUGGACAGCUUUGCUCCGACGAUACCCGCCGGCGCACACGGGGUGUCUGUUAGCGUUCAACAAUGUAUUGACGUGUACCAGCGGGGGUGCACCACGUGGCGACCUUGA
This is a messenger RNA of Rangifer tarandus platyrhynchus (Svalbard reindeer), 603 nucleotides long. Lineage: Eukaryota; Metazoa; Chordata; Mammalia; Artiodactyla; Cervidae. The record is from the annotation of a GenBank genome assembly.